This is a messenger RNA of Gaeumannomyces tritici R3-111a-1, 329 nucleotides long. RefSeq lists its product as hypothetical. Lineage: Eukaryota; Fungi; Ascomycota; Sordariomycetes; Magnaporthales; Magnaporthaceae. The coding region runs from base 12 to 329 and encodes 105 amino acids. The record is from RefSeq and is a predicted model, not a curated record. The transcript has a single exon.
CCUUCCUCGACAUGCUUAAAUCUAGAUCCAAACAAGACCAGACAGCAGGGUCGAGACGGCGGGUCGAGUCAGCAAAAGUGGAGGCCGUUUCCCGGCCGAACAGCACCCCCCAAAACGGCGCCAGCAGGGGUCUGCCACAGCGCCCACCGCUUGGCGUUGCCCCAACCUUCCCUUCCUGGCGCCGCAGCUGGGAGGGAAGGCCCAUGGCGGCCGCCCUGCCAUUCGCCGGAACGUCCUCCAUCCGGCUCCCGCCACCGGCUGGAUGCCCUCCAUGUUUCGCCAAGUUUAUUCGACCCGGCAUCGUGGAGCCUCGCGAGGACGUGCGUUAG